CUGUUUCAAAGAAUUCGUUAUUGCGGUGAAAUGCAAAUGAAAUAUUGUGUGUUGAUGUUGGGCAACUGUUUUGCAGCCAAAGGGUGUCUAAGAGAGUUAGUAUAGCGGAACUUUACACGGUGAGGUCCACUACGACAUGUUCGGGUUCGUCCUGGUACUCGACCAUCUGCUAUACGCUACGUGUCCGAUAUAGAGCUGUCUACAGAGUAACGGAUUUGACGUCAUACCACACGAGAUAUUUGUGUUGUUUUGGAUACUCGGCUGUAAACAACACAUGCCAACCUGUUUGCUCGCCUACUUGCAAGAACUCAGGAACUUGUACAAGUCCUCAUCAAUGCCAGUGCUCGUCUGGAUGGAUGGGAUCUACGUGUACAACACCUGAAUGUGAUCCUGGCUGUGGUACUAAAGGUGGAAACUGUACGGCUCCGUUUACCUGUGACUGUCCUGCAGGGCUCUCAGGUUCUUCAUGUCAGACAGCUUGCAGUGGUGACCGAUUUGGACCGAGUUGUGCUCAGAAGUGCUUGUGCCAGAAUGGAGCUUUAUGCGACCUGGUUACAGGAGCAUGUAACUGCACGGCUGGUUGGCAGGGAACAAACUGCAGUCAGGCAUGUCCAGCAGGAUCAUAUGGCCUAGGGUGCUCUUCCUGCACGUGCAAGAAUGGAGCAUCAUGUGAUCGAGUCACUGGAGUUUGCACUUGUCCUCUUGGAUAUUACGGAAAAUCAUGCGAGCAUAUCUGCUCCGAGUGGACGUUCGGUCACUAUUGCAGCCACUCUUGUCUAUGCAACAAGUCAAACACUUUUAACUGUAGUCACGUGAACGGUUGGUGUGAAUGUCGACAUGGGAGAGGUGCAAUUUGCAUGGACGCAUGCCCUGACGGUCUCCAUGGGCCCAACUGCAAAUUUAACUGUACAUGUCAGAACGGCGGAACAUGUGAUUCCUAUACAGGAAAUUGCAGUUGUCCUCCCGGGUUCAUUGGUGACCACUGUGAGAAAACUUGCCCAGCAAAUACGUACGGUUUCAGGUGUGAACACAAAUGCAAGUGUGUUAACCGUGGAUUGUGCAACCCUGUCAAUGGAACAUGUACCUGUGUUGGGCAUUGGGUCGGUCAAUAUUGUGAGAAACCAUGUUUAGACGACUGGGAGUACUGGAAUGGGACCACUUGUAUUACAUGUCCUUGUGAGACAAAGAACAGCCAAUGGUGUAAUCAGUCUAGCGGUGAGUGUGAGUGCUUGGAUGGUUGGAUACAGCCAUCUUGCAAGGCAUCUUGCCAGAAGGGAACCUUUGGCUACGAAUGCCUCAAUCAGUGUCGUUGUCAGAACGGUGCACACUGUGACCCAGUGGACGGAUCAUGCAUCUGCACUAGUGGAUACAAUGGCACAAUCUGUGAUCAACUUUGUCCGGACGGAACGUAUGGGUUCUACUGCAGUGGGUUGUGUGGAUGCCAGAAUAAUGGCGUUUGCUCUCACAUGGAUGGAUCGUGCACUUGCUUGGAUGGGUGGCGUGGUGCCUUUUGUGAAUUGGCGUGUGAUAGCGGUUUCUACGGUGAUCGCUGUCGGCAAGAAUGUUUUUGUCUAAAUGGAGCCGCUUGUGAUCAUGUUAGUGGGACGUGUACUUGUACUGAUGGAUGGUUGGGAGACAAUUGUUCUGAACCAUGUGUGGCUUUUCAGUUUGGGGCAGGCUGUUUACAGCUUUGUAAUUGUGCUAAUGCUGAGAGUUGUAGUAACGUGGACGGUAGAUGCCACUGCAAACCAGGCUGGAUUGGUUCUACCUGUUCUGAUCCGUGUCCACCUGGACUAUGGGGUCAUGACUGUAGUAACGACUGUACAUGCUACAAUAGAGGCAUUUGCGAUCACGAACUUGGAGACUGCAGCUGCACUGAAGGCUGGACCGGGAGCACAUGUUCACAACUUUGUCCAAGUGGUUUCUAUGGCAUGCAAUGCUUAGAACCAUGUGACUGUGAUUCGGCUUGCGAUCCUAUCGACGGUCAUUGUAUCUGCGCUCCUGGACAGAUGGGAGUAAGCUGUGAUCAAGAUUGUCCGGAUGGUACAUUUGGAGUGGGUUGUCAAUCUUGUCAAUGUGAGCAUGUAGAUGCAGUGUGCAACAAAACAGCUGGUUGCAUAUGCCCCAGCGGACGCACAGGAGACAACUGUGAAUCUGAGUGUGAUAUCGGUUUCUAUGGUAUUGGAUGUAACCUAACAUGCAGCGAGAAGUGUCCAAACGGGACAUGUAAUCCGAAGACAGGAAUUUGUGCUUGUCCCGAGGGUCAGUCUUGGAAUGGUGAGAACUGUCAAGAGACGGAAGGAGGAUCGAGGGAAGAUCAGUUAAAGACAAACGAUUCAUCUGGAAUUGUCAGUGGUAUAUGGGGAGGAGUUGGAGGUGGUACAGCCGUGAUUCUCGUGAUCUUGACCAUUAUACUGGUGAUAGUAAUUCGACGGAGGAAACGUUCGGAUACCAAGAGUGUGAGUUAUGGCAACAGGCAUGGUGGUCAAGUGUCAAUACAAUCAACAGAACCUGUGUAUGCUGUACCUGUGGCAUCAUGUACAGCCUAUAGCUCGAUUGAUGACCCAAAUACAUCUACGGGAAACAAUAAGUCUUCAGGAAACAUGCCAUUCAAUGACUAUAUGAACAUUGCACCGAUGCCACCGAUGAGAAACAGCUCACUAGGAGGAGGAUUGUUAUCUCCAUAUCCAGACAAGCAGCCUUACUAUAGUGAUCCGUUGCCAAUAGUGCCGAUGGCUACGAAUCCGUGUUAUGGUGGAGCUGCAUUGAUUGUUGGUGCUGCUCAUCUUACUGCAGAGGAGCCAUUGCAUGAGAUUGCAGGUACAGUAUCAGGAUAAGGAAUGAUGAAUGGUGUUUGAUAGGUGCGUGGUGUCACGGUUACAUUUGGGCAAUGUGAGUUAGGAAAACAUGAGUAUUUUAUCACAAAUUGUGUACUUGUUUUGGCAACUCACUUGUGUAUACGUGUGCUUAUAUCAAUGUUUUUGGCG
This is a messenger RNA of Corticium candelabrum, 2987 nucleotides long. RefSeq names its product multiple epidermal growth factor-like domains protein 10. Bases 357 to 2837 code for a protein of 826 amino acids. The record is from RefSeq and is a predicted model, not a curated record. Gene Ontology annotation, molecular function: scavenger receptor activity. The transcript has 20 exons. NCBI's taxonomy places the organism in Eukaryota, Metazoa, Porifera, Homoscleromorpha, Homosclerophorida, Plakinidae.